AUGGCGAUCUGCGCUCAGUUCUACGGUGUCUUCUGUCUCUUCUCGAUCCAAACUGUCUUGCUCGUAUGGGUGUCAACGCCGACAGCGGGGACCCACCUUUUCCCCCAGCACUACACAAUGAUGCACUGGGCAGGGCGCAUUGAGAAGGAGCUUGAAAAGGUUCUGCAGCAUGUCACCGGGACGCAGCAGAUGAAGUCGAUUUAUAAUGAGAAGAGGAGCCAGUUUGAAAUCAAGAGGAACAAUCCCAAGGACCUGGUGGAGAGGGUGGCGCGGGACAUCUCCAAGUUGCUCAACAACAAGAGGAAAGCCCUCGAGAAGCUGGCCAGGGAGGCGGAGCAGCUUCAGAAGGACCACGUGUGGCAGGACGGCGUGAAGGAGAGUGACAUUUCAUACUACGAUUCGAAAGCGGAUUCGGACUAUACUGAGGACGGGGAAGAGGAGAACCUGUUGGAGAAUCCGUUCUCCCUGGAGCUUGAGUUUGUGGACGAUCCCAAUUUCAAAAACAAGGUCAACUACUCCUCCAGCGCCGUUCAGAUUCCCACAGACAUCUAUAAAGGCUCCCCAGUUAUCCUGAAUGAGUUGAACUGGACCCAGGCGCUGGAAAGGGUCUUCAUCGACAACCGCCGAGAGGACAGCUCUCUGCGCUGGCAAGUGUUUGGCAGUGCCACAGGAGUGACCAGAUACUACCCAGCCACUCCAUGGAGAGCUCCCAAUAAGAUUGACCUGUAUGAUGUCCGCAGAAGACCGUGGUACAUCCAAGGAGCAUCGUCUCCAAAGGACAUGGUCAUCAUUGUGGAUGUGAGCGGGAGUGUCAGCGGACUCACCCUGAAGCUGAUGAAAACCUCAGUAAUGGAGAUGCUGGACACCCUGUCAGAUGAUGACUACGUAAACGUGGCGAAGUUUAGUGAGAAGGCGGAUGCCGUUGUCCCCUGCUUCAAGACCUUGGUCCAAGCCAACGUCCGCAACAAGAAGAUCUUCAAGGAAGCUGUCGUGCACAUGCAGGCCAAAGGGACAACCGACUACAAGUCGGGUUUUACAUUUGCCUUUGAGCAGCUUCUCAACGAGAGCAGUGCCCCGAGGGCCAACUGCAAUAAGAUGAUAAUGAUGUUUACAGAUGGUGGGGAGGAUCGUGCGCAGGACAUCUUUGAGAAGUACAACUGGCCCAACAAGACGGUCCGUGUGUUUACCUUCUCUGUUGGCCAGCAUAACUAUGAUGUUACCCCUUUGCAGUGGAUAGCUUGUGCAAAUAAAGGUUACUACUUUGAAAUUCCAUCGAUUGGCGCCAUCAGAAUCAACACCCAGGAGUAUCUCGAUGUCUUGGGCCGUCCCAUGGUGCUGGCUGGGCCUCGAGCCAAGCAGGUCCAGUGGACCAAUGUUUACCAGGAUGCUCUGGGAUUGGGCCUCGUCAUCACUGGGACGAUGCCAGUCUUCAACCUCACCGCCGAUGGGGGCAACUCACAGAACCAGCUCAUCCUGGGAGUCAUGGGAGUAGAUAUCGCGAUCAACGAAAUAAAAAAGAAGACGCCAACAUACAGGCUUGGGGCCAACGGCUACACCUUUGCCAUCGACCCAAAUGGUUAUGUACUGCUGCAUCCUAACCUACAGCCCAAGAUCAUUAACUUCAGGGAGCCUGUCACUCUGGACUUUCUGGAUGCAGAGCUGGAGGACAGCAACAAGGAGGAGAUCCGUCGACAGAUGAUUGAUGGCAAACCGAGUCAAAGAAAAAUCAAGACACUCAUUAAGUCAGUUGAUGAGAGGUACAUCGAUGAGGCCGUACGGACAUACACGUGGACACCUGUGGAUGGCACACAUUACAGUCUAGGGCUGGUACUGCCCACGUACAGUGAGAACCACAUCAAGGCCAACCUGAGUGACCAGAUCCUGCAGGUGCAGUUGCCAUACACCAAGGAUUUUGAAUCACUGCUGCCAAACAGUUUUGAGUCUGAAGGACAUGUAUUCAUAGCUCCCAGAGAAUACUGCAAUGAUCUUGAACUGUCCAACAACAACACCGAGUUCCUGUUGAACUUCAUUGCCCUCAUGGAAAAGGUGACACCCGACUCCAAACAAUGUGACAAUCUGCUGCUUCACAACCUGAUUCUGGACACUGGCAUCAUCAGACAACUGGUGGAGAAAGUGUGGAAGAACAAAGACUUGAAUACGUAUGGGUUUUUGGCGGUGUUUGCUGCGACAGAUGGUGGCAUCACUCGAGUGUUUCCAAACAAGGCUGCAGAGACCUGGGAGGAGGACCCCGAGCCGUUUAAUGCCAGCUAUUACCGCCGCAGUCUGGAUAACAAGGGCUACAUCUUCCGAGCGCCUUAUCGAACAGCAAGGGAUGAGCUGCUGAACCCAGAGAAUGACACCAUAGGGGUCCUGGUCAGCACCGCUGUGGAGAUCACAGUAGGGGGGAAGACCAUCAAGCCAGCAGUCGUCGGAGUGAAACUUGACCUCGAAGCCUGGGUGGACAAGUUCAAGAUUCUUGCCAGCAAUCAUACCGACAACCGUCAAGGCUCAAACACGUGUGGACCAAACAGUGGCUGUGAGAUGGACUGUGAAGCCAACAGUGAUGAUCUCCUGUGUUAUUUGAUAGAUGAUGGCGGAUUCCUGAUCAUGUCAAAUCAGAAAGAUGACUGGAACAAGGCGGGCAUGUUCUUCAGCGAUGUGGAGCCCUACCUGAUGUAUGCCUUGUACAACAACUCCUUCUACAAUCGCAAGCAGUCUUUUGACUACCAGUCUGUGUGUGAUCCCAUACCCAGCAGCAACACCGGGGCUGCACCCAGAGGAGCGUUUGUGCCCUCCAUUGCAGACUUUGUGAACCUGGCUUGGUGGACAUCGGCAGCGGCAUGGUCCUUGUUCCAGCAGCUCAUAUAUGGGAUGACCUACCACAGCUGGUUCAUCACAGAUGAGGUGGAGGCAGACGGGAUGGACUCCAGGGAAAGGAGCUGUGUGAUGAUCCAGACCCAGUUUUACUUCAGUGAUAUCAGCAGCUCCUACAACGUCCUGCAAGACUGUGGCAACUGCUCCAGGCUGAUUCACGCCAAGAGGAUAAACAACACCAACCUGCUGUUUGUGGUGGCGGAGAAGAUGCCCUGCAACACGUGUGAGAUAGAGAAGCUGUCCCAGGAGGAGGAGGAGUACAAGGACGAUAACCCCUGUAAAGACAUGAGCAUGGCUCGGUAUCGAAAAGGGCCCUCCACCUGCUUUGACAAUAAUCGUGCUGAGAACACGUCCGACUGUGGACGGGGCCACUCCCUCCGCCCCUCCUUCUACGCCCUGCUGGCCCUUCAGCUGCUUCUGCUCUACCCGGUCGCCAGUCCACAUAUUUUGUCUCUGCUACCUUAA
Messenger RNA from Lampris incognitus (smalleye Pacific opah), 3339 nucleotides. RefSeq names its product calcium channel, voltage-dependent, alpha 2/delta subunit 2a (gene cacna2d2a). Gene Ontology annotation, cellular component: voltage-gated calcium channel complex. The transcript is spliced from 39 exons. The record is from RefSeq and is a predicted model, not a curated record. Gene Ontology annotation, molecular function: voltage-gated calcium channel activity. The coding region runs from base 1 to 3339 and encodes 1112 amino acids. NCBI's taxonomy places the organism in Eukaryota, Metazoa, Chordata, Actinopteri, Lampriformes, Lampridae.